Messenger RNA from Nematolebias whitei (Rio pearlfish), 1987 nucleotides. RefSeq names its product ANKH inorganic pyrophosphate transport regulator a (gene ankha). Gene Ontology annotation, molecular function: phosphate transmembrane transporter activity. Gene Ontology annotation, biological process: phosphate ion transmembrane transport. The record is from RefSeq and is a predicted model, not a curated record. Bases 32 to 1513 code for a protein of 493 amino acids. The transcript has 12 exons. Gene Ontology annotation, cellular component: membrane. NCBI's taxonomy places the organism in Eukaryota, Metazoa, Chordata, Actinopteri, Cyprinodontiformes, Rivulidae.
UGCGCCUGGCUCUGUCAGCCCGGCUCAUACUAUGGUGGAGUUUCCAUCUCUCAGCCCUUACUGGCCUCUCCUCCGGUUCCUGGUGCCUCUAGCUAUCACCAAUGUUGCCAUCGACCUCGGGGAACAGGCGCUCAACAGGGGCAUAGCCAGGGUCAAAGAGGAUACGGUGGAAAUGCUGGCCAGCUAUGGCUUGGCUUACUCCCUGAUGAAGUUUUUCACUGGCCCCAUGAGCGACUUUAAGAACGUGGGCUUGGUGUUUGUCAACAGCAAGCGGGACCGGAGGAAGGCCGUGCUCUGCAUGCUGGUGGCCGGGGUGGUCGCCUUCGUCCUCCACAUCUUGAUAGCUUACACAGAUUUAGGAUACUACAUCAUUAAUGAGCUCCACCAAGUGGAUGAAUCUGUUGGGUUAAAGACGAGGAAGGCGUUCCUUUACCUGGCUGCGUUUCCUUUGCUGGAUGCUAUGGCAUGGAUCCAUGCAGGGAUACUUCUCAAGCACAAGUACAGCGUCAUCGUCGGCUCUGCUUCCAUCUCCGACGUCGUGGUCCAGAUUGUGUUUGUGUCCAUUUUCCUGCACAGUAAUGUGGAAUGUGUGGAGCCUCUACUCAUCCCGAUCCUUUCGCUCUAUAUGGGCUCCUUGGUUCGGUUCACCAUUGUCGGAAUCGGUUACUACUGCAACAUCCACGACAACAUCCCAGACUCCAGUGGACUCGAUGUGGGGGGCGACGCCACCAUCAAAAAGAUGCUGAGUUUCUGGUGGCCUUUGGCUCUCAUCUUGGCCACUCAGCGCAUCAGUCGACCCAUCGUCAACCUGUUUGUGUCCCGCGACCUGAAGGGGACAACAGCUGCAACAGAGGCCGUCGCCGUGCUCACAGCCACAUAUCCUGUCGGCCACAUGCCCUACGGCUGGUUAACUGAACUCAGAGCAGUUUAUCCUGCGUUUGACAAGAACAAUCCCAGCAACAAGAUGAAUGUGGGCUGCCCCGUCAACAAGUCGCACAUUAAAAAGUUCACAUUCGCCUGCCUGCUUCUGGCACUGACGAUGUGCUUCAUUUUGUUCUGGACUCCCAACGUGUCGGAGAAGAUUCUGGUCAGUGUAAUUGGGGUGGAGUACGCGUUUGCUCAGCUGUGUGUGGUCCCGCUCAAGAUAUUUUCCUUCUUUGCGUUGCCAGUCAUUGUUCGGGCUCAUUUGACGGGAUGGCUGAUGACCCUGAAAAAGACCUUUGUGCUGGCGCCCAGCUCAGUUCUCCGUAUCGUUGUCCUCAUUAUCAGUCUGGUUGUGCUGCCUUAUAUGGGGGUUCAUGGGGCCACACUUGGAGUUGGAUCCCUCCUAGCUGGCUUCGUCGGGGAGUCGACGAUGGUUGCCAUAGCGGGCUGCUAUGUUUAUCGACGGCAGAAAAACGAGAUGUCCAACGAGUUGGUGGUGGAGUGCGAGGACUCCGCCCCGAUAAGCGAGGCAUACUCCAGGAACCAGAUGGACGCCAUCGAGGAGCAACAGGAGGAGAAGCAGGAGUGAGCUGCGAGGAGUUCGGUUUGGCGCCAGAUGUUUUAUUAAAAUGCACACUGUACAGAAAGCCAUGCACCUCUGAUUGUUCAUCAAUCGAUGUAAAUAUUCUUCAGAUCAUGUGUUUACUGGUGAACAAGAGAAAAAACAUCCUCAGCAGCAAAUGACCAAUUGAGUGGUAGAGCUGCUGAAAUCCAGAGGUAAUUUCAUUACUGUAUUCAAGAUUAAGCAGUAAGAUCUUUUGGACUCAAAACACACGAGAAGUGAAACUUGUUGGGUUGUGCAAUCGUAUUUGACAUACAAUGUACAGAUUCUUGUUGUGUAUAUUUAAAUGCACGUAGGGGUUGGGAACCCCUCGUCAUAUCACUGCGUGUUAAGUACAGUCAUGGUUAAUUCAAUGCAGUUUGAAGGUCUGAGCUACUUUUUGUUUUGCCAAGCAUUUUCCUCCAGUAGUAUUCAGACUGUCGUAUGUACUGUAUAUACUGU